Thelazia callipaeda (thelaziosis nematode) is the source of this 1734-nucleotide messenger RNA. NCBI's taxonomy places the organism in Eukaryota, Metazoa, Nematoda, Chromadorea, Rhabditida, Thelaziidae. The record is from the annotation of a GenBank genome assembly.
AUGGAUGGAACAAACUGGAACAGCCCCAGCACCGUGGAUAAAUGGAAACUGGAAGGCUGUGAUGGAUUUGUUAUCGAAAUUGCUCGUGGACUCAUUGAAUCAGAGAUGCAGCAAAUGUCGGAGGAAGUAUUAAACAUCCCUUUUAUUGUUAUGGAAGCUGAUAUACGACCCUCAUCUCCAAAUAUUCAUUUAGCUGUGCUUGCUGCAGUUCUUUGUAUUAAAAAUUCUACUCAAAUUGAACCAAAAAUUCUCAGUGAAAUACCUGUACCGAAAAUGAAAUUUGUGAUGGAAGGAAGCAAAAAUGAUGAUGUUACAAUCCAUAAUUGCUCUUUGUGCUCAGAACACGUGUUUCUCAUUGAACGUCUCAUAGCACAGAAGAAAGUGUAUCAUCGAAAAUGUUUCAUUUGCUCAGAAUGCGGUAAAUUAUUGCAUCGUUUUUCAUACCGCAAUCAAAAUGGAGCGCUCGUUUGCUACACACAUUUACCAUAUUCUGUGUUGGCAAAAGAGAUCCAGAAAAAAGUGCAGUUCCGCUCUGUAAAACCUCGUCCACCACCGAAACCUGUUUCUUUAAGAAAACAAAAUUAUGCUUUCUGUUCAAGCAGCAAGAAAAAUAAUGAAUCUUCAAAUGAAAUGGAAUGUAAUCUGCUUCAAUCUCAUGACAUGAAACAAAAUUCUAUUCCUUCUCAAAUCUUUACUAGAAUCAAUUCUGCCAGGAAGGAAGCAUCUUGUUCAAGCUCAGAAACACGUCCUGUACCACCACCAAGACCGAAGCGUAAAAGCUUCAUACAGUUAUCGCAAGCUUAUUUGGGAGAACAAAGUGGGGGGCAUUUUAUUGCAGUUUCAAAAGAUGAUGUUCAGCCUGAAGUUACUGCAGUUCAUACUAAUGUAAAUGAUUACACAGAUACUUCGAAUUCAUUUGGCUUUGAUGAUAAUAAAGAUUGCAAAAGUGAAAAUAACGACUAUGGUUAUUCUCCAAAUCCAUGUGAGUUGGAUCUCAGUAAUGCAAAUUCUAUCCCCGAGCACAACAGCUUAACCCGAGUCUGUAGGUUCUCUUCAAAUUCAUGUACUAAAAAAACUCGCCCGAAGUCUCCUCCUCCAUCACCACCUCCUCCAAAACCACCGCGUGUUAUGCACUCGUUACCAAUUAAAGAACUCAGUACAUUUUCAUCAGAUGUUAAUUGUGCUGUGAUCAAUUUUACCGAAGAGAAUUACGAUAGUAUGUCUAUUAGUUCGAUCGAAAAAAUUCUGAAUCUUUUGAAUGAACAACUGAGUUUAACAGAAUCGCAAGGAACAGCAUUAGAAGAACAACUGUAUGUAAUUAUGAAACAAAAAGGUGAGGAAUGGCAUAACAAUGAUAAUAUUUCUCAGUGGAUAAAUAUAUUUGGUAACCAUUGCGUCCUACUUCGAAAGCAGACGAUUUGCAUCAAAAAGUUGAUGGAAAAAUUUUUGGAUCAGAUUCAUGCUAAAACAGAAUUGGAACUGCGACUUUUGAUAGAAGAUGAAGAAGGGUUAGACAAAAGUUCAGAUGACGUCAAACGUGAAGCUGAACUUUUGGAACUUUUGAUUGACAUAAUUGAACAAAGGAGCUUGCUGGUUGGAGCCAGAAUGUUGGAAUCGAAUUGGGAGAGCAAACACGAAGGUCAGCGACUAACUGAAUUAUGUACGACUGAGUCCAAGAAAAUCAGUGAAGCAAAUCAAGAUACGUUUGAAGAAGUUACGAAGAAGAUUGACUAA